UGCUUUGGUUUACUGUUGUCAUCGCGAGGAAUGGAGAAGUUACGCGAGAAUUUCCCCAGGAUUCGAGUUCCUAAAGGCGGGGACAAAGUGUACAAGGAUGAGUGCAUGUUCUCCUUUGAUACCCCGGAGAGUGAGACAGGGCUUUAUGUUUGCCUGAACAGUUUCUUUGGGUGGAGCAAGGAAUACGUUGCCAAGUAUUCAGAACGUUCAGGAAAUUGUGUAUUCUUACACAUUAAGAGAAUCAAAAGAGAGCUUCCCCCAGAGAAAGAACCAGAGCCCGACAAAAAAAUAGCCCGCUUGGCAAUUGGUGUUGAAGGUGGCUUUAACCCUGAUGCAAACAAGAAGAAAUUUGAAUACGAAGACACUAACUCUGUUGUGAUUCUUCCAGCCUUUGAUGUCAUACCCCUUCCAAAUCCUGAGCUCCCAGAGCUUGUACAGCAGAGCAUUAAUGGAAUACUGAAAGCAGAGUCUGCCUUGCAUUUAGCAGAAGUAGAGGCUGCCGCAGGUGCUUGGGAUGGAGAGAUACGGCAAGUCACCAAACAUGCUGACAACCUACAACAGCUUGACAAUGGGGUUAAGAUACCACCAAGUGGUUGGAAAUGUGAAGAAUGUGACAAGACUGAUAACUUGUGGCUGAAUCUCACAGAUGGUAAGAUUCUCUGUGGCAGACGGCAACUAGAUGGAUCAGGAGGAAAUAACCAUGCUGUGGAAUACUACCAGAAAACAAAAUAUCCACUCGCAGUGAAGCUUGGGACCAUCACCCAGGAUGGCAAUGCCGAUGUCUACAGUUAUGAUGAAGAUGACAUGGUUUUGGACCCUAACCUUGUUAAGCAUUUAGCUCACUUUGGUAUAAAUGUCAAAGUUAUGGAGAAGACAGAGAAGACCAUGUUGGAGCUAGAGAUUGACUACAACCAGCGGGCCUGGGAAUGGUCUCGCCUCACGGAGUCUGGGACAAAACUCCUCCCCAAAUUUGGCCCAGGCUACACAGGAAUGAAAAAUCUCGGCAACUCAUGCUAUGUGAAUUCUGUAAUGCAAGUGCUGUUCACUGUACCGAACUUUGUGGAGCGGUACUUUGCGAAUGGUACAAAUAUCUUAGAAGGUUACCAGGGAAAUAAUCCUGCUGAUGAUUUCAACAUUCAGAUGUUCAAACUUUCCCAUGGCCUUCUGUCUGGAAGGUACUCAAUUGCACCUCCCAAUGUCAACUUAGAAGAAGCUGUUGAUACAGAUGACCUGCAGCCAGGUAUAUCUCCUGUCAUGUUCAGAACCUUAGUUGGGAGAGGACAUGCAGAAUUCUCAACCAAGAAGCAGCAAGAUGCAAUGGAGUUCCUUGAACACAUCUUGAAGAUGACCUCAUGUAACUCAGCAGGAGUCACAGACCCAGGAAACUGCUUUAAAUUUGAGGUUGAGGAUAAGUUUGUAUGCAGUGCCAGCAAUAAGGUCCGUUAUGUGACAAGGCCUGACCAGUACCUACCGCUCCCAGUACCUGUUGAUGAGGCUGUCAACAAAGAGGAGGUGGCAGCCUAUCAAGCCCGCAAAGCAGAAGCCCAAGCUUCACAGGUGGUCAUGUACUUUUCUCAAAAGCUUGUCAAAUUUGGCAUCGGUCAAGAUUGGGUUCCAAUGAAGUAUGAUGUAUCCAUUGACAUGCCAGAAGUUCUGGACUUGUCUGUUUUAAGAGGGUUUGGACUGCAAGAUGGUGAAGAGGAGCUUCCAGAAACUACUGCUCCUCCCCCCAAAGAACCAGAAAUAGAUGCAGGUAUUGUCCAACAAUUAGCAGAAAUGGGAUUCCCAUGGGAGGCGUGUAGGAAAGCUGUUCACCUUACUGGGAACAAUGGAACAGAGGCUGCCAUGAACUGGGUCAUGGAGCACAUGGGUGACCCAGACUUUGCCGACCCUCUUGUCAUUAAGACUGACACAAAGAGUAACGAUACUUUCACUGCAAAUGAAGAGGGACUUGGAAUGCUGAUGUCCAUGGGAUUCACACGAGAGCAGGCAACUUUAGCUCUUAAAGAAACCAGCAAUAAUCUAGAACGUGCAGCAGACUGGAUAUUUUCACACCAACAUGAACUUGAUUCUCUUUUAGCGGCACAGAGUGGUGCUGCUGCUCCUCCCCCACAAAAGCCAAACUACACUGAUGGAGAACCUAAGUACGAGUUAACAGCAUUUAUCAGCCACAUGGGAACCUCCAUCUUUGUUGGCCACUAUGUCUGCCACAUUAAGAAAGAUGGAGAGUGGACAAUCUUCAAUGACAAUAAAGUCUCUAAAUCUGCAGAUCCCCCCUUGGACCUUGGUUAUAUAUACCUAUAUAAACGUGUAAAUAAUUAGGGACCGGUGGUAUGAAUUUCAGAAUCUGUAGCAGGAAGUAGGUAGUGGCCAUUUUGAAAAUUUCAUUAUUGUACCAAGUGCAGACCUAUACCAGAGGGAGGAUGAAAGGAGGAUGAAUAGCAGAUAGCUUAAGGAGUUUCACAAAAGAUUUUUUAUGAGAAUCUUCUUAGAGACUGAGUGUCAUGUACCAGUUACUUGGAUGUUUUAUGCAUUUCCCUUGUUUUUUUCAGUUUAAGGAUUUGUUCUACUUCAUAUUGGUUUUAUGUUCUUGAGGCCAGGGUUCUAUGCAUUUUGAUUCUACUUUUCCAAGUUUCAUUUGUCCUCAAGACUGACAUGUUAACAAGAAUCUUUGCUCUGUUUUCAGAGGAGAAAGAGCACUACACAUCACAUUAUGCAAAGAAAAAGGUUUAUGACUUAACCAAAUAAGAGGCCUUACAUUUUCUUAAGAGAUAUGCAAUAUAUAAAGUAAACAGAAUGUGAUAUAUAUAAAUAUAUGGACAUGUUCAUGGGAGCAAAGAAAAAAUGGACGAAAGAAGAGGAAAUAUUUCAUCUGAGGUCAUGCUGGCUAGGUGUAAAUGAUGCUUGUGAGCUCUACUGUGUCUCUAAUAUUUCUGAUCCCAGUCAAGAAGAAUGGGGCUCUGUCAAUACAUGCAAGCCUGUGUUUUUGCUGUCAUUUUCCAGUGCUUUUGUUGGCACAGAUAUUUGGAUCUCAUAAUCAUUCAGUAACUUUUAGGAAGGAUGUAAAAUCACAAGGGAAAUUGAUGAGCAUUGGCAUUCUAGAAGUUCCCCAUGAUUUUUGAGUCUAAUACCAGCACUUUAAUAUUUCCAUUGUGUUUAGUAAAUAGCUGUGAAUCUUACAGUCCUAAUAUUCCACCGGUUAGAUUGGAUUAAGUGUUAUUAGUUUAUGUUUUUUAUUAACUUUCCUAAUACAGCUAUGCUUAAAAUUAAUUGUUAGCUUAAAGCACAGCCACUAACAAUGUUUUUUUAAGAAUUUGUACUUGAUUUUUGUGUGUGUGUAGAAAAUUUUAUGGACAUACAUAUGUGGUUUGUGUGUGUAU
Molecule: messenger RNA, 3380 nt
Organism: Penaeus indicus
Lineage: Eukaryota; Metazoa; Arthropoda; Malacostraca; Decapoda; Penaeidae
Gene: Usp5
Product: ubiquitin carboxyl-terminal hydrolase 5-like
Exons: 15
Coding region: 31-2322 (763 amino acids)
Biological process (GO): protein deubiquitination
Molecular function (GO): zinc ion binding; cysteine-type deubiquitinase activity; protein binding
Source: RefSeq, a predicted model, not a curated record